AUGAUUGUGAAGGAAUACCAACCGUUUAGUGUGGUGGAGGAUGAAGAAUUUCGUAACUUAAUUAAAAUGUUAUGUCCAACUUACAUUAUUCCAAAAAUUACCCAAAGUUUGUUACCUCAGAUGUUUGAUAUGACUAUUGAAUGCGUGAAGGAUAGAUUAAAAAAUGUUGAAGCUGUGUGUUUGACUACAGAUGGGUGGACUUCCAGGACUAACCAAAGUUUUAUAUCCCUAACAGCACAUUUUAUUGAUCCAAAAAAUGAGACAGUUGUUUCAUCUGUAUUAUUAGACUGUAUUGAGUUUGGUGAAAAACAUACAAGUGAAAAUUUAGCUAAUUUUUUAAGAAACCUAGUUGAGGAAUGGAAUUUAUUAUAUAAAUUUACUGCUGUAAUAACUGAUAAUGCAGCUAAUAUAAAAUCAGCAAUUUGA
This is a messenger RNA of Sipha flava (yellow sugarcane aphid), 426 nucleotides long. Its product is annotated as zinc finger BED domain-containing protein 4-like. The coding region runs from base 1 to 426 and encodes 141 amino acids. The transcript has a single exon. The record is from RefSeq and is a predicted model, not a curated record. NCBI's taxonomy places the organism in Eukaryota, Metazoa, Arthropoda, Insecta, Hemiptera, Aphididae.